Triticum turgidum subsp. durum (durum wheat) is the source of this 312-nucleotide messenger RNA. The record is from the annotation of a GenBank genome assembly. Lineage: Eukaryota; Viridiplantae; Streptophyta; Magnoliopsida; Poales; Poaceae.
AUGUCGAAGCGAGGGCACGGAGGUUCCGCUGGAAACAAGUUCAAGAUGUUGCUGGGUCUGCCGGUGGCAGCCACUGUCAACUGCGCCGACAACACUGGUGCCAAGAACCUCUACAUCAUCUCCUUGAAGGGAAUCAAGGGGCGCCUCAAUAGGCUUCCUUCCGCCUGCGUUGGUGACAUGGUUAUGACCACUGUCAAGAAGCGAAAGCCUGACCUCAGGAAGAAGGUCAUGUCGGCUGUCAUCGUCAGGCAGUGCAAGCCAUGGCGCCGAAAGGACGGUGUCUUCAUGUACAUUGAAGGUACUGCUAAAUGA